AUGUUGUCCGGAGAGCGACAGCAAAAUAUACGGGUAAAUGAUGACAUAGAAGAGGGUCCAGUCCCGGAAGGAACACGUCGUGUUCAAGAAGACAAUACCGACUAUGUUUAUUUAGGGGGUGAUCGAAGAAUGAAGGUGAGCGAUUUUUUGAGGAAUUAGACUUUCUGGCAUUAUAGAAAUUUCCAGAAAAGAUAUCAUUUAAAUCGCAAACUUUGUAUCAAAAGUUAUUUCUGACAAUGAGGUAUUUAAGAACCCAUUUUGGGUUGUUUUCUGACACCUCUGCCAAUUGUUUAGGACGCAUAUUUCUCUUUAAAAAUUCAGAUCUUAUUUUAUGUCUCUUUUAGCACAAAAUCAAGGCCUCAUUGCCUUUUUUCAUCUAUGCCACAGAGGGAUUUUUGUUCUCCAAUAAUAACUGUUUUUUUCAGAAACGAGUUGCUUUUCAAAUAAUCAUCGCCGUCAUCGCUGCUUUGAUUAUCAUCGGUUUGGCCACAGCCUUCUUUACGACAAUCCAUUGGUGA
Bursaphelenchus xylophilus (pine wood nematode) is the source of this 518-nucleotide messenger RNA. Lineage: Eukaryota; Metazoa; Nematoda; Chromadorea; Rhabditida; Aphelenchoididae. The record is from the annotation of a GenBank genome assembly.